UGACAGUUCGUAUUGUCACGUCGUGUUUCAAUUUUAUUGCUUCUAUUUUAAAAAACAACCGUUAAAAUUAUUUAUCAUUGUUUUAAUUCAAAUAAACUGUGAAGAGAAGAUUGUGUUAAAUAUCCUAUUUUUUUCGUUGACACGUGAAGAUAUGAAGAUGUGUGCGAUGCGGUCCGGCUGUGAUGCGUCCCCCCACGCUACCGCUACCCCCCUCGCCUAACGCACGCGGCAUGGACAAGUACGAGCAACUAUCUGUUGUAGGUGAAGGAUCGUAUGGCGUUGUGCUGAAGUGCCGACGGCGCGACAACGGCCAGCUGGUUGCCAUUAAGAAAUUCCUGGAGACGGAGGACGACGCAGCCGUCCGCAAGAUGGCUCUCAGAGAGAUACGCAUGCUUAAGAAAUUGCGUCACGACCACCUAGUGAACAUGAUCGAGGUGUUCCGUCGCAAGCGGCGCUUCUACCUCGUCUUCGAGUACCUGGACCACACGCUGCUGGACGAGUUGGAGGCGGCGCGCGGCGGUCUAGGCGAUCAUACCACGCGACGGCAUCUGUACCAACUUCUCAAAGGCAUCGACUACUGUCAUCAAAACUCGAUAAUCCACCGCGACGUGAAGCCGGAGAACGUGCUGGUGUCGCAAACAGGCGUAGUGAAACUGUGCGACCUAGGGUUUGCUCGCGCGCUUGCAGCUCCCGGCGAGCCAUACACUGAGUACGUGGCCACACGCUGGUACCGUGCUCCGGAGCUGCUUGUCGCUGAGCACAGGUAUGGUCCGGAGGUGGACAUCUGGGCGAUCGGUUGUCUGUUCGCGGAGAUGCUAUCGGGCGAUCCGUUGUUCCCGGGAGACUCAGACAUCGACCAGCUGGCACUCAUCAUCAGAACUGUUGGUAAGCUAGCGCCAAGACACCAACAGGUAGUAUCCCGUCUGUCAGGCGGUGCUGCGCUGGGUGGGCAGAGUGGGACAUGCGUCGCUGGCGAAGCACGUGGCUCGCUGCCCGGUGCUGGCGCAGCGCGGGACCUGCUCGCUGCCUGUCUCCGCACAGAACCUCGAGCGCGGCCCACAGCAACAGCAUUGCUUAGGCAUAAAUAUUUCACCGCGGACGGUUUCUCAGAGAGCUUCAACGCUGAGCUGAGAGCGAUGUUAGGCAAAGAGAUACGAUCCCCACCGGCGCAGCAGAGCACGGCUCGCAGUGGCAAGCCGCGUCAACAGUGGACACUAAGCAUUAUGCUACCUGAAAACAACAGUUCGAGAACAAACAGUACACACGGGGAAUCCCUCAUAGAUUAUAACUAUAACCCGAUAGGUUCGGAGGCGCCGACAGAGGGCGCGCCGGCUGCAAAGAAAUCAUCCAGCGUCUUAUCAACCACAUUGUCAUCUCAAUUGAAUGAAACUGAUGAGGCGAGUGCGUCCCUGCCGGCGCCGCGUCCCCCCGUCACACGCUCCCUCGCCCGACUCGUCAACGAAACCUUCCAGACAUUUCCUGUACCCGUCAGUACUUAUCCAAGAACACCCUAUAUAAAGAAGGUGAACAGCAAGCUGGUGAUGGACAAGGACAUGCUGGGGGAAUGUCUCAAGAAGUCAACUAAAUCUCAUCCGCCCAACUUUUCUCUGCCAUACGUGCCUGGAGCCAGCAACAGCCCCAUGAAGAAGGUAAAGAAGCCUCUGAUGCAUUCUGUCAGAUCCUACGACACCUGGGACACAAUGCGCGGUGGAACAGAGUCGACGUUCGAGGCUCGCACGCCGACCAACUUGCCGUACAUGUGACUCUACAAGCACGGCUUGUACAAGCUGUGCCAUCACUGACUUGUACACUGUGUACAUGUACCGCCGCACUGCCAUUGUACACUUUGUAUAUGUUCAGUCAAUAGACUUGUGUACACUUUGUAUAUGUUCAGUGUUCAGACUUGUGCAGUGUUAGUAAACUGUAAUAUUGAGUGACAAUUAUGAAAAUUAUAUAAACUAU
Messenger RNA from Papilio xuthus (Asian swallowtail), 1962 nucleotides. Its product is annotated as cyclin-dependent kinase-like 4. The transcript is spliced from 16 exons. The record is from RefSeq and is a predicted model, not a curated record. Gene Ontology annotation, biological process: protein phosphorylation. The coding region runs from base 183 to 1763 and encodes 526 amino acids. NCBI's taxonomy places the organism in Eukaryota, Metazoa, Arthropoda, Insecta, Lepidoptera, Papilionidae. Gene Ontology annotation, molecular function: ATP binding; protein kinase activity.